CGACUACGGUGUCAAAGUGUCGAGGAACGCCAUGUUCAACUAUCGGAUCAAGUUCAAGGGCCUCAAAUUCCCUUGUCCUGAUCCGACGGUGCCAGCGAAAGAUUUCAUCCUAAAGUUGACUGUCUGGCACGACUCCCUCCUUGGCGGCCAGCAUGCCAUCGCGGAGGGUCUUCUGCCUUUACAGCCCCUCUUCUUGGACUGCAUGCAGCGAAACCUUGGAAAGACGUCAGCAGAUGACAUGGAGAUAGUUUCUCUUCAGCCUGAAAGCAGCAGGCACAUGGGGGUUGAUGAGGAAGGAACAAAAUAUCCUUUCAGGUGGUUCAGACUCUGCCACCCUGGUGGACCAGGUUGCAAGACGAACAAGGACUUUAGAGCACCAGGAUACGACUUCAAACGCAACUACCAGUGCGAAAUUCAGCUCACCAUCCAGAUCAUGCCGCGAGCCAAGGCCCGAGCCAUCCCUGCGUCUCUCGGCUUCAAGGCAGGGCCAGCCAAACUCCAGGACCCCAAUCGACCGCCACAGCCCACCAAUCCUAUCCUGGACCCCGAGGGUUGCAAGGCGUACAUCAUCUAUGUUUGCAAGGAGGCGAUCAAUCGAGAAACCAUGCUGCUGCUGCAUCUGUUGUUGUAUUCUACUUAUCCUCUUCAUCGUCGUCUACGUAUAUGUGAUGCAGUUAGGACUUGUACCCAGCUUCUCCAAGUUGUUUGGUAUCUCUUUUUAGUACAAGAAUACAAGAGCAAUGCACAGAC
This is a messenger RNA of Guillardia theta CCMP2712, 750 nucleotides long. RefSeq lists its product as hypothetical. The annotation marks the transcript as partial. Lineage: Eukaryota; Cryptophyceae; Pyrenomonadales; Geminigeraceae. The transcript has 7 exons. The record is from RefSeq and is a predicted model, not a curated record.